Messenger RNA from Nanorana parkeri, 1821 nucleotides. Its product is annotated as vomeronasal type-2 receptor 26-like. Gene Ontology annotation, cellular component: membrane. The record is from RefSeq and is a predicted model, not a curated record. Gene Ontology annotation, molecular function: G protein-coupled receptor activity. The coding region runs from base 1 to 1821 and encodes 606 amino acids. Gene Ontology annotation, biological process: G protein-coupled receptor signaling pathway. The transcript is spliced from 6 exons. Lineage: Eukaryota; Metazoa; Chordata; Amphibia; Anura; Dicroglossidae.
AUGGCGGCCCAGCUUCCGGCGCCAUAUUGGAUUGGCCUCGGCUGCGGGUCCCGGUCUGCGUGGAAGAGAAAUACCGCUGCAAGACGGGGUGCCUUGCUGCGAUGGAGGUCCACCAUCCUUCCUGCGCUUAGACAUUGUCAGGUAGGACUUGUGAAUGUGAGAGAGUACAGACAUCUCCUGGCUUUUAUUUUUGCUGUGGAUGAGAUUAAUAGAAGAUCGGAUAUUUUGCCUAAUAUUACUCUGGGAUAUCAUGUACAUGAUUCUUGCGGAAAUGUAAAUAAAGCUAUAAGAGGAGUCAUGCAGAUAUUGUCUGGACACAAAAAGACGGUUCCUAAUUAUUCCUGUAUGAAAAAUGGAAAACUAAUUGGUUUUGUUGGAGAUCUACAUUCCAGCACCACUGUCCCAAUGGCAAAAUUUUUACAUGUUUAUGGGUAUAGUCAGAUCAGUUAUGGCGCGACCGAUUCAGUUCUUAGUAACAGACAUUUCUUUCCAAACUUCUUUCGGACUGUUCAAAAUAAUCAAAUGCAAUAUGGCUUAAUGGCAAAAUUAUUACAUCACCUCGGAUGGAAUUGGGUUGGGAUUAUUUCAUCGGAUGAUGACAGAGGAGAAGAAGAACUCCAACAACUGAGCAAACAGUUAGAAAUGCAACAAAUAUGUAUUGAAUUCAAGAUCCGUUUAUCAGUGACGCCCGAAAACGAAACUGAAAGCAGAAUGCCGGCAUCGGACGGGCGCACACAGCAAAGGACACCGCGGGCUCGCAAGGACAAGUUUCCAUGUGGUCGGUGCACUUCGAGUUGCUUACCAGGAUACAGAAAGGUAAAACAAAAAGGACACCAUAUAUGUUGCUAUGACUGUAUUCCGUGUUCAGAAGGAGAGAUGUCUGAUGUGACAGACAGUGAAAAUUGUCACAAAUGUCCUGAAAAGGAAUGGCCUAAUGAGAUGAAAGACAAGUGUGUUGCUAAAACAACGGAAUUUCUUUCCCUGGAAAAAGACAUUUCAGCUGUAACAUUUUCAGUCAUAUCCGUGUUGUUUGCUGUCAUAGCUGACGUUAUUCUUGGAGUUUUUAUAGCGUUUCGAGACACGCCAAUUGUCAGAGCUAACAAUCGGAACCUCAGUUUAAUUCUUCUUAUUUCUAUCAAGCUCAGUUUACUUUCUAUCUUCUUAUUCCUUGGUCAUCCAGUAGACAUCACUUGCAUGCUUAGACAAGUCACCUUCGGAAUUACUUAUACUGUUUGCAUUUCUUCUGUCCUGGCCAAGACUAUUAUGGUUUGCAUCUCUUUCAAAGCUACCAGACCUGGCAGUACCUGGAGAAAAUGGCUAGGGAUCAAACUGGCAAACCGUGUGCUACUGAUGUGUUCCACGGUUCAAGUGCAGAUUAGUAUUGUAUGGUUGUCGGUCUCACCCCCAUUUCAGGAGCUUGAUGUGAACUCUUAUCCUGGGAAAAUCAUCAUUCAGUGUAAUGAAGGUUCCGUUUUAGCCUUUUAUUUGAUGUUGGCUUAUAUGGGAUUUCUGUCAGCUUUGAGUUUUGUACUUGCUUUCAUGGUGAGGACAUUGCCGGAUGUCUUCAAUGAGGCCAAAUACAUCACCUUCAGCCUGCUGGUGUUCUGCUGUAUUUGGACUUGUGCCAUUGCAGUUUACCUGAGUAGUAAAGGGAAGCAGAUGGUCAUUGUAGAGAUUUUUGCUAUACUGACUUCUAGCAUUUCAAUAUUAUGCUGUAUCUUUUUUCCUAAGUGCUAUGUUAUAUUAAUGAAACCUAAACUGAACAUCAGAAAACAAGUGAUGACAAAUCGUUCAAUAAAAGCAGAGCCUAUAAAACCAUAG